AUGGGCUCAGGCCAAGCUAAAUUAAGCUAUCGUAGUGUUUUUGUUGAAUUAAACAACAAAACCCAGCCUAUCGACGCUAACAAUGAUGAAUUCUGGGACCAGUUCUGGAGUGGAGGACCUACUCCUAUCGGUGAUUUGUUUACCUCUGUUCCAGGUAAUGAAAUAAGGCUGCUUAGGGAAGAAUGCCCCAGCAACCUGGCAACACUAUGUUACAAAGCAGUGGAACGUCUGGCCCAAAUUGCUGAAGCCUCAUUUCCAACCACACAGGAUCAACAAACUGCUAUCAAUUGCGUGAGGCUCCUCACACGUAUUAUGCCGUACAUAUUUGAAGACCCAGAGUGGCGGCCCUUCUUUUGGUCAGCUUUACCCUCUCAACCAGAUUCCAAUCCGGAUUCCGAUCUUCUCUUUUGUCCAGAUUUUACAGUCCACUCCCUAGUCAAGCCCGGUCCGGAGAACGCCGAAGACAUGCACACAAUCGAUAGUUGCGAGUACAUCUGGGAAGCUGGCGUGGGUUUCGCUCAGUCUCCUCCACAGAAUGCCCAGCACGAUGCCAAUCGCACCGAAAUCAUUCGUCUCCUUCUUGUUUGCUUCUCGGAGACCAUGUACCUUACCCAAGCUGAGGCACGCACUGUAACAAAUAAGUGGAUAGCAUUUUUCUCUGGUCCCGAGAACCGGCAUGUUCUCCCACUAUUUACUUCAUUACUCAAUGUUGUUUGUGCCUAUAACCCCGCCUCCUCGUCUCUCCCAUAUAAUCAUCUGAUGUUCACAGACUCCCGAGAACCUCUGGUUGAAGCUGCUUUGCAGGUUCUCUGUGUGACACUGGAAGCCGAUACUCGAAAUUUAGAAGAAGACGCUGCUCAAUCGUCCAGAACCGAAAGCAAAGGCUCCGACGAUAGCAGUACCAACCUUUUUUUGAAUUACAUGUCUCGGAUUCAUCGCGACGAAGACUUCUCCUUCAUUCUUGAUGGAAUCACACGCCUUUUAAACAAUCCGCUCACUCAGACCUACCUGCCGGGUUCGGCGAAAAAGGUUCAAAUGCAUCAGGAACUACUCAUCCUGUUUUGGCGCGUAUGCGAUAUCAAUCGAAAGUUUAUGUACUAUGUUCUUAAGUCAAGCCGCGUUUUGGACGUUUUGGUCCCCAUCUUGUAUCACCUUAACGAGGCAAGGGGCGACAAGUCACAACUUGGUUUGAUGCACAUCGGGGUCUUCAUUAUCCUCCUCCUGAGCGGAGAGCGCAACUUCGGCGUCCGAUUGAACAAGCCUUACACCAACCGCACCGCGUUCGACAUCACCGUUUUCACGGGCAACCAUGCGGACCUUCUGAUAAUCGUUUUCCACAAAAUCAUCACGACCGGCCACCAAUGUCUUCAACCUCUAUUUGAUUGCUUCAUAACCAUCAUUGAUAAUGUGUCCCCGUACAUAAAGAGCCUGUCCAUGAUCUCGGCGUCGAAGCUGCUGCACUUGACAGAGGCCUUCAGCCAACCGUGGUUCCUCUUCUCAGCCCCAAACAACUACCAGCUCGUGCUUUUCCUCCUGGAAAUCUUCAAUAACAUAGUGCAAUACCAGUUUGACGGCAACUCUUGCUUAGUCUAUACCAUCAUUCGCAAGAGACAAGUAUUCUACCGACUCGCCAAUUUGCCCACUUCUGAUGCGGAUAUUCGCGAAGUCCUUGCCAAGCACGGUGGCCUUCAGCGCUUCGAGGUGCCUCCUGACACUGACGACGACGACGAUGAGGAGGAGGAAGAGGAGGCGGAGACGGCGUUUGCCAGUGGUGGUGGUGGUGGUGCUGAGGCGGACCACAGCGAACCGGCGCCUGCGGAUGGUGAGACCAAUUCGACACCCAGCAGUGGUCCGACCAAACCUGAUGCCAGUGCAGACGUGGCUGAAGAGGGAGACGUUGAGAAUCAGAAGCAAACAACACCAGUGCCACUGCAGACGAGUCUGGCGGGCACCCCAGCCCUCUCCAGCAUGAUCAACAGCCAACCGGCGGUCAGGGUGGAGACGAUGCCCACCGCUGACGACCUCCACUCCCACGAGAGUCCCUCCUCCCCCACGCUUGCCGAACCCGACACCCAAGUGGUGGAAGGCAGUCCGUCUGCGGCGGGAACCGUCCAACUCAAGGCCACCUUUGCCGAUGCCGGCGAUGCGAAAGAGGAGGCAAAGGGAGGUGACGAGAAGACGGCCGGCGUGCAGCCGCGUCACCGGGAGCUUUCGGGAACAAGCAGACCGGCCUCCAUUUCGCCCGCGCCCUGGCGACCCACCAGCCGGUGGGCGUCGAGUUGGCACGCCAAACUGCCACUCCAGACGGUGAUGCGUCUGCUCCAGGUCCUGGUGCCGCAGGUGGAGAAGAUCUGCAUUGAGAAAGGUUUGACGGAUGAGCCGGAGAUACUCAAAUUCCUCCAAAACGGCACCCUUGUCGGCCUCCUGCCCGUUCCCCAUCCCAUCUUGAUAAGGAAGUAUCAGUCGAAUGUGGGCACCACCAUCUGGUUUAGGACGUACAUUUGGGGCGUGGUUUAUCUGCGCAAUUCCGACCCCUCAAUCUGGUUCGACACCAACGUCCGCCUCUUCGAAGUCCAGCGCGUCUAG
Messenger RNA from Mesocestoides corti, 2586 nucleotides. NCBI's taxonomy places the organism in Eukaryota, Metazoa, Platyhelminthes, Cestoda, Cyclophyllidea, Mesocestoididae. The record is from the annotation of a GenBank genome assembly.